Molecule: messenger RNA, 1146 nt
Organism: Fomitopsis serialis
Lineage: Eukaryota; Fungi; Basidiomycota; Agaricomycetes; Polyporales; Fomitopsidaceae
Exons: 6
Coding region: 10-1146 (378 amino acids)
Source: RefSeq, a predicted model, not a curated record
CAAGACAUCAUGCGUUACACUGCGCUCUCCUCUGCUGUCCUUUUGGCAGUGGCCACAGCUCCCGCGCUCGCUCACCCGGUCACCACUCGCGCGACCGAGGAUGCCUCCAUUGUUGAGCGUAAACUCCAGAAUGGGCUAGUGAAGUAUGGCCACUACGACGACCUCGUCUCUCGGAACCUCGAGGCACGCUGGACCGUGGAUCCUGAAGAGGAGAAGAGGCGCGCUGGGGAGGUGCUUGCGCAGAGGAGGCGGACGCAGGCCGAAGCGCGGCAGGCCCGUGCGCAGGCCCAUGCGCAGUGGAAGGCCCAUGAGGACACCAAGUACCGUCUUCUGUGCAACGCGCUGGCAGCACACACCCAGAAUCGUCUCCAGAGCCAGGCUGGGCCGAGUCGUUCGCCUCAUACGCCGCCGAACCGCAGCCGGAGCGACGAGGAUGCUUCAAUGAUUGAGCGUGAGCUCCAAGACGGACUGGUGGAGCGCGGCUACUACGACGACCUCCUCGCUCGGGACCUCGAGGCGCGCAACAACGCUGAACCGGAAACGGCUGAGCAGCGCGCCGCGAGGGAGAGACAGGAGAGGGAGAGUCGCUGGCAUCAGGGUCAGGGCCGUGGUCACUCCGCGGGGACUUCCAACGGGCCAGUUCAGCAGCCCAGUCUUCGGCCUGGUCCGCGUCAGUCACCGUGGCGCCCGUGGGCUCACCGCCAGGCAAGUUCCCAUCCCAGAUCCAGGAGGAGCUUCCUGGAGGACGCCCUCGACGGCGGGCUGUUCACCCGGACGAUUGAGGAUGCCUCCAUGGUUGAGCGUGAGCUCCAAGACGGACUGGUGGAGCGCGGUGACAAAUUGAAAGCGGCUAAGGGGCGUUCUCCGAAGGAAGCUGCGCUGAAGUGGCAUUCGCAGGUCGUGGCGAAGGGGAUGGGCAUGUUGAUAGAAGCCAAAAAGAAACAAGCUGAGCCUUCGCCGCCGCAAGGUGGCUCGAGGCAGAACAACGGGGCAGGGCGGGGGCGGGAGCCCAUCACCGUCGCCGGCCGUAACGUGAAGACUCAGUCGCCAAACAUCCCGAGCAGUAAAAACGGUGCAUGGCCCGGUGGGAGAGUAUGCUCCGCGAUCAGCGCUCAGCGCAGCGGUGUGGUGCACCCGUACCGUUAG